Molecule: messenger RNA, 1043 nt
Organism: Brachypodium distachyon (stiff brome)
Lineage: Eukaryota; Viridiplantae; Streptophyta; Magnoliopsida; Poales; Poaceae
Product: 2-phytyl-1,4-beta-naphthoquinone methyltransferase, chloroplastic
Exons: 8
Coding region: 277-855 (192 amino acids)
Biological process (GO): phylloquinone biosynthetic process
Molecular function (GO): 2-phytyl-1,4-naphthoquinone methyltransferase activity
Source: RefSeq, a predicted model, not a curated record
UAAUCAUGUGGCGGGGGCGAGCAAACGGUCACCCAUGGGCACCUUAGCCGCGGCGAUUUCCGUAGUCGCCGUCUCGCCGGCGUCCAGCCACGCCGGUGGCCGACGACACCGCCGCGGCUCUGUCGCCAUCCGCUGCUCGUCCGCGGCCAACGAGCGGCAGGCCCUCUUCAGCCGCAUCGCCCCCGUCUACGACCAUUGCUGCGUCCCUUGCAGCUCAACGACGUGCUCAGCCUGGGGCAGCACCGGACGUGGAAGCGCAUCUGCGUCUCUUGGUCCAUGGCGAAGAGAGGUGAUCGGGUUCUUGAUCUCUGCUGCGGGAGCGGGGAUUUGGCGUUCCUUCUGUCUCAGAAAGUAGGACUAGAUGGAGAGGUGAUGGCUGUCGAUUUCUCAAGGCAACAACUGCAAACUGCUGCUAGCCGUCGGGAUCAACGCUGGAACUCUUGCUACAAGAACAUCAACUGGAUCGAGGGCGAUGCACUUGAUUUACCUUUCACAGACUGCUACUUUGAUGCUGUUACGGUUGGUUAUGGAUUGCGCAAUGUGGUUGACAAACCCAAAGCAAUGCGAGAGAUUUUUAGGGUCCUUAAACCAGGAACAAGAGCAUCUGUUCUCGAUUUUAACAAGAGCUCAUCAUUUUUCACAACAUCGUUGCAGAGUUGGGCGAUCGAUAAUGUUGUGGUUCCUCUAGCUAGUGGUUAUGGACUUACUGAAGAGUACAAGUACUUGAAAAGUUCGAUAUCACAGUACCUUACAGGAGAGGAGUUGGAGAAGUUAGCCAAAGAAGUCGGGUUCUCUUCCGCCAAGCACUAUGAACUUGGCGGAGGGCUCAUGGGGAACUUAGUCACAACUCGUUGAGUAGAAUUGUAGCGAUGAAACUCUCUAUAUGCUUUGUGUGAAUUUUGUGAGUUAGAUUCCUUUUCUUCUACAUCAUUCGAGUAUCCAGUUUUGCUGAUCCCAUAAGGAGCCAUGCUCCAACUUUCCCAGAUGUGCAUUUCCCCUGUUUGAGUAAGAAAGGCAUGGAAACACGUAUGGCCUGCCGCUCA